This is a messenger RNA of Clunio marinus, 198 nucleotides long. The record is from the annotation of a GenBank genome assembly. Lineage: Eukaryota; Metazoa; Arthropoda; Insecta; Diptera; Chironomidae.
AUGUUUUGCCUGUUAGGUUUCGAAAAUUUUGGGUUUUUAUUCAGGUUCUAUGAAAUGGGCCCGGGCCAUAUGCUCGUAUUGCGGAAAACUUUUCAACCUUUUACUGAAUUCCAAAUGUUCCAAGAAGGGAUCAGAGGUUUUCUUUGUCUAAUUCCAAAUCUUCUUUUUACGUUUGGACAUGAAAUUUAUGAAUGUUAG